GGAUUAAAAGAUUGUGCUUGCAGGACGUCGCUGUCCACUUGGAAAACUCGCCUUCUAAGACUGACCAUCCCUUGCGUUCAAGUCUCCCAGCUCCCUCCCCUUGCUGGAAUUCCAUUUGCACGAGCUAAGCUAGCUACCUUAAAUUCCCGUGUAGCAUGUAUACGUGAGUCUCUGACACGACACGCUUUGGUUCAGAGUUAAGCUCAAGCUGUCAGGGGAACAAUAAUCUUGGCAUAAUCUUGGUCUCUAUCCACUUCGAGGCCUGGUCCAUUUGCCUCCCUUUUUAAGCUCUCGUGCAGGCCCCCUUUCUUUGCCAUCGUCCAGAAAAGAGAGACAAAGCUCUGUCUCUCAGGUGUCCUAACAAUAACAACUCCUCUCUUUGUACUCUUCAGCUCUCUCAAGCGAAAGCUCUAGCUCCUGCAGGCGAUCAUGGAGGGCCUCAUUCCGUUCAUCUACAGGGCCGUGGCGCAGUACAGGAAGGAAGGGCAGGUCUCUUUCGGGGACCUCUUCUUCGACGACCCGUCGUCCUCGCCGACGACGUCAUCCUACUUCCGUCUCCCCGGGGAUUCCGGCAGGCACCAGCUGUUCUCGCAGACGUCGUCGACCGACUCCGGCGCGGUCGGAGCGUCGCGGCGGUCGCCGGCGCAUCGCCGGCGCCCCCUGGAGCAUGGAUCGAUCGUGACGAACUGAUGAUGGGAAGUGCGGAAGGGCAAGAAAAGGAAGCAAAAGCAAAUGAAGACUUGCUUGGGGUACGUCGUCGUCGUAGUGUACUUGCAGAUGCUGAGCAACUGCAAAUUAAUGUUGGCCUAGCCGAUAUAAGUCGCAAACUUGCAGUUUAUGCGUGCAUGUGUGUUCUUUCUAUUUUUCUUUCGGCUUGUAAUGAUCCGUGGUGUCAACUGUAAAUAUGGGAUGUAUGCAUGAACGCGGGCCCUCCGAAGGAGGCUUGUGUGAAAGAAAUGUAUGGUGUGUAUGUACGAAAGUUGUACGCACACAGUUAGUCCAAAACUCAGUUGCGUAACAAAAGAAAAACUUAUUUGGCAUGAAA
Messenger RNA from Brachypodium distachyon (stiff brome), 1045 nucleotides. RefSeq lists its product as uncharacterized. Lineage: Eukaryota; Viridiplantae; Streptophyta; Magnoliopsida; Poales; Poaceae. The transcript has a single exon. The record is from RefSeq and is a predicted model, not a curated record. Bases 430 to 690 code for a protein of 86 amino acids.